Messenger RNA from Symbiodinium necroappetens, 510 nucleotides. The record is from the annotation of a GenBank genome assembly. Lineage: Eukaryota; Dinophyceae; Suessiales; Symbiodiniaceae.
AUGCAGACGGGAACCGUGAAGUCAUACAAUCCCCACAAGGGUUGGGGCUUUGUGGAGUGCAAUGGCCAGGACAGCUUCCUACACAAAAAAGAGCUGAAGGGGCAGUGCCCAUCAGCUGGUGAUCCGGUUUCCUUCAAAGUCGAGCCGUCAGAGAAGGGUACGGUGGCAACGGAGGUGACAGUCCAGGUGUCCGCCGAGGAGGCGUCCUACUUGGGUGAAAUCAAGCGCUUUAAUCCUGUCAAGGGAUAUGGUUUCAUCUCCUGCGAAGCCUUCCCUGAACAAGACGUGUUCGUGUUGAAGUCGGAGCUGCCACAAGGUUUUGGCCCCGAAGGUGGCCACUGCAAGUUCAAGGUCACGAAGGAAGAGAAGGGGCCGGCGGCGAAGCAGGUCCAGCUUCUUGGAGCUGCUGGGAAUCAAGCUCAACAGAUGAGAUCUUGGAUGGGCUAUGGAGGGUAUCCUAUGCCCUUCAUGGACUGGGGGAAAGGCUGGGGCAAGGGCUGGGGGAAGUGA